AUGUGGGAAGUGGAGCCUGGUCCCAGGCACCGCCCGCAGAACAGAAGGCAAAGCCAUCUGGGGUCUAGAGCCAGCUUGGGGAUCCUGCACUACGCAGCCGCAGCUUUCCAGGGAGCAGCCCUGGAAAACGCCAAGGGCGGACAGAGCGCUUUGAAAAGGGCCGAGGGCCGUGUCUUGGCGAGACCGUGGGAAAGUCUCAGGAGCUGUCGCCGCCCGGCCUCUUCCCGGCUCGCCUCCAACCUUGGCAGAUGCGCCACCUGUCCUCCCGCCCACCCGCCUACGGAUGCGGGCCGCCUCGCGCAGCUCCCGCAGUGCGCAGGCGCGAGGGCUGGGGGCGGGGCGGACGCGCGGUCGGGCGGGAAGGGACGGCCGGCGUGGGCGCCCUCCCGGGUCGAAGCCCUAGCUGAGGAGGAGGUUGUGACCAACUGGCAGUCCGAGAGCUGCAGCCGCUCUCCUUACGGAAUGGAGAGGACGGCUUUGGCUGUCUGCGAGAUUUUAAGAUAUUUAAUAAUCCACUGGAAAAGUGAAGCAGGAGCAGCAAAGGAAACAUUGCUGGAUGGGCAACUAGUGAUUUCCAUAGAAGCAUUAUGUUCUAAGCACCUGCCAGAUUCUCUGCAUUGCAUAAUAACUAUUGCUUCUACUGGAAGUGUUUGUGGUGGUUUGAACUUCAAGAAGUUUCUACAAGAAAUACAGCCUGUGCUACCCAGGCUUUCUGCAAAGCUGACUCUGGCUUCAGAGGACGGGGGCUGUCCUCAAGAUACAUCAGGCAUAGCACCCUGCCAGAUGACUUUUGAGGUUGAUGAAAAUUCUGGAAGUUUGAUGACAGACUGUCUGGUUAUAAAGCAUUUUUUACGAAAAAUCAUCAUAGUUCAUCACAAGUCAUACAAUCAAAUCAUGAUUGAUUUGAGAGAUGACUUAGAUUUUGUUUUUGGUUUGAUUUGCAGGGCAGAGAAUGAACCUACCUUGAGACUGGCCAAUGGAAUCACUCUUGUUGUGGGCUUUCAGCGCUAUGUGAGUAAACCGAAGUUUAAUUGGAGUGAACCACACUGCAGCAGAAUCCACCCUGUGCUAGGACAUCCGGCCCCACUGUUCAUCCCUGAUGCCAAGGCUGAUGUGAGCCUGUUGGGAGAACUGACUCUGACUCCGGCUGCUGCUCUGUGCCCCAGCCCCAAGGGGUUCUCCAGCCAACUGCACAGGAUUUCUUCAGUUUCCAUAUUUCUAUAUGGACCUUUGGGUCUGCCUCUGAUAUCAGACCAGAGGCAGUCAAGUACUACUGUCUUCAGAGAUACCUCUUAUUUCAUUGACUGGAAGAAAUACAGUUUGUUUAUGGUGCCCAAUUUGGAUCUCAAUUUGGAUACACAGUCUGUGCUUCCAGAUGUGAAUUAUAAAGUGGAGUCGCCUGAGGGGAAUCAGUCUCAGAAUAUGAACGCACAGGGAACAGCUCUGCUACUUUUCCUGUUCGUGGAUUUCCAAAGUGGUGUGCCAGUACCACAAGCGAAAAUCUGGGGACUCCACACCUUGCUCACAACCCAUCUCAGCACCAUCCUCUCGGAGAGCCGCAGCAUGGUACAACAGUCCAUCCAGUCAGCUGUGGAUCAGGUCUGGCAACUGUACCACCACGAUGCCAAGACUCAGCAGAGACUGCAGGCCUCCCUCUCGGUGGCUGUGAAUUCCAUCAUGAGUGUGCUGACUGGCAGCACCUGCAGCAGCUUCAGGAAGAUGUGCCUCCAGGCUCUUGAGGCAGCUGACACACAGGAAUUUGGUGCCAAACUGCACAGAAUAUUUUAUGAUAUCACCCAGCACCAAUUUCUGAACCACUGCUUAUGUGACACAGAGCAGCACUUGAAUCCAGAGAAAAAUAUUUCAGCCCAGAACACCAAAGACCAGCACAAGAAUAUUGGCCAGGAAUUCCCUGAAGAAUCCAUCGGGCAAGCAGAAAACAAGAGGCUCAAGAGGGGCAGCCCCAACCAUGGCAGCGAAGAAUCGCGAGGUCUGGGCUCAGCAAGGGACCUGAGCCCACCAAAAUCCGCCACGCGCGACCGCGAGCUCACCGAGGCCUCCCUCACUGCUAGAGGAUCGCAGACCCCAGCGGCCCACGGCAGGGCCCAGGCGGCAGACGCAGCGAGCCCUCCGGGCGGCCUGGAGGUACCGCAGCGAGAGCAGGACGGGCGGGGGCCUAAGCUACCGCCUCCGGGUCCUCACCACCGCCUCCUCUGCUCCCGCAGGACUUGUGGCUGCAGGAGGUAGCCAAUCUGUCCGAGUGGCUGA
Mus pahari (shrew mouse) is the source of this 2268-nucleotide messenger RNA. It is a transcript of the gene Top6bl, whose product is annotated as chromosome 1 C11orf80 homolog. The record is from RefSeq and is a predicted model, not a curated record. Gene Ontology annotation, biological process: reciprocal meiotic recombination; meiotic DNA double-strand break formation. Lineage: Eukaryota; Metazoa; Chordata; Mammalia; Rodentia; Muridae.